CCCGCUGCCCUUUGCGACAUCGACAUUGAGUGCGAGUCUGAGGCCGUUCUCUGUUCGGAACAGCCGCUGUUGGCCUCAUUUGCGACCGAGUUUUGGUGCCCAUACUGCCGCGAUCGGAGCGAUGGCCAGCAACACACAGACUCAGCCCAUCUCGCCCUGGAUCAAAUACUCCACUGGCGCGUUAGCCACCAUGACGGCCUGUUUGGUUAGCAAUCCAUUUGAGGUGAUGAAGACUCGCCUUCAACUCCAGGGUGAGAUGAAGGCAACAGGUGCCUAUCAGCGUGCUUAUCGCAACGUGUUUCACGCUUUUUAUGAGGUCUUUCGAACCGAGGGUAUCCGCGGCGUCCAAGCCGGUUUGGGCAUGGGCAUUCUUUAUCAAGCCGCAAUGAAUGGUCCGCGCUUGAGCAUGUACGACUACUUUGUGGAUCGGCACUUUGAAGAGUUUAAGCGACCCAUGACGCUACCUGAAAACAUGCUAGCAGGUGCAACGGCAGGCGCGCUCUCGGCAUUUCUGGGCAGCCCGCUAUUCCUCGUCAAGACGCAACAACAGGCGCAAAGUGCCUCUGGUGUUGGCUUUCAGCAUUCAUCCGCUUUGCAAGCCUUCCGAGCCAUCAUUCAGCAAGAGGGGGUCUUAGGUCUCUGGCGUGGCAUUUUCGGCUCGGUGCCUCGCUUAGCCGUAGGCUCAAUGUCCCAGCUCGUUAGCUAUGGAAAGGCCAAGACUUUUGUGACCGAGGCCUUUCCCAACUUGCAAGGAACCCCUCUGCAUUUUUCUGCUAGUAUGAUAGCGGGUGGCUUUGUGGCACUGUGUAUGAACCCCUUUGACGUCAUCAUGACACGGUUGUACAACCAGCCCGUUGACCCCAGCACCAAGCAGGGCAUGUACUAUUCUGGCUGGUUCGACUGCAUCAAGAAGACGGCCAAGGCGGAAGGUCCUUUCGGCUUUUACAAAGGCGUGACGGCGUUAUACCUGCGGAUUGGCCCCCAUACUGUCCUGACCUUUGUCGUGUGGGAGGCACUCCGCAAUUGGAUCGGCGUCAAGGAGCUCUAG
Molecule: messenger RNA, 1048 nt
Organism: Monosiga brevicollis MX1
Lineage: Eukaryota; Choanoflagellata; Craspedida; Salpingoecidae
Exons: 11
Coding region: 122-1048 (308 amino acids)
Source: RefSeq, a predicted model, not a curated record